Parnassius apollo (apollo) is the source of this 1500-nucleotide messenger RNA. The record is from the annotation of a GenBank genome assembly. NCBI's taxonomy places the organism in Eukaryota, Metazoa, Arthropoda, Insecta, Lepidoptera, Papilionidae.
AUGUUUAUGCGACGAUCGUGCUACAUACUACAAGACGACAGAGUUCAAGACAUGUUAACGGUCCAGGAAUCGCUCCAUAUCGCAGCUGAACUCAAACUAGGAAAUCAUAUAAGCAUACAGCAAAAAAAACAGCGGGUAGAGGAGAUUAUCACGUCCCUUGGUAUGACACCAACAAGGAACACUAGAGCCGUUAACUUGUCCGGAGGUCAGAAAAAAAGACUAGCCAUAGGUCUGGAACUAGUCAGUGACCCGCCCGUCAUGUUCCUGGAUGAACCAACCAGUGGCCUUGACAGCUCGAUAUCUAAACAGCUGGUGUAUUUGCUGCAUCUUUUAGCGAGACAAGGACGAACGGUGGUAGUGACCAUGCACCAACCUUCUGCAGCGUUAUUGACCAUGGUAGAUAGAUUGUACGCAAUUGUAGCAGGACAAUGUGCCUACAUGGGAUCCGUGCCUCUACUGCUACCCUAUUUAGAACAAAUGGACUUAAGGUGUCCACCAUACCACAAUCCUGUAGAUUUUUUUAUAGAAAUAUGUAUUGAAAAUCAAAAUCAACUAGUUAAAUAUUCACAAAAUGGAAGGAGUACGCAAUGGAUUAGUAAUAUAACAAAUGAUACUGAUAGUAAUUUAUUAACAAAAUAUGAAUUGAGCAAAAACGAAGAAGUGUACCUAACAACAUUACCACCACCAAAGUCAGACCCCACAAGCAAAAUUCUCCUGUCGUUGAAAGGUACAUAUCCGACAACCUCGUGGAAACAAUUUGCAAUAUUAACACGAAGAUCCUUUUUGUCCUAUUGGCGUGAUCCGUCCUAUACACUUAUGAUCACUGGUAUCCAUUUACUUAUGGCGCUGUUUGUUGGAUCCUUAUUUUUCAACAUCGGAAAAGAGGCCCAAAACGUUAGAAAUAAUUACAACUUUCUUUACUUCUGCCUCAUGUUUCUUAUGUUCACGGCCUACAGCGCUGUCUCAAUCAGAUUUCCAGAACAGUUGCCAAUAGUGCGUCGAGAACAUUUCAAUAGAUGGUACACGACUGGAGCAUAUUAUGCCUCGACGCUAGUAUCCGCGCUACCGAUUCAAACAAUCUGUACCCUCACCUUUGCAUGCAUAACGUAUUGGAUGACGGGACAGCCGCUGGAAUACCAACGUUUCUUCACAUAUUGUUGUACCUUAUUACUGGUUUCAUACACCGCAAUAUGCGUAGGACUUUGCAAUGGAUCUAUGUUUAACGUAAAGAAUGGUGUCGUUUUCGGGCCCUUUCUCAUCAUGCCGUUUACAGUAUUCUCAGGCUUCUUCCUUCGAUACAGUGAUGCACCAUUUUUCUUCCGAUGGUUAUUUGAUUUAUCGUUCUUGAAACAUGGACUUGUUGGUAUGGUGAUACCAAUAUUUGGUAUGGACCGACCAAAACUUACAUGUAAAGAACUUUACUGUCAUUAUGCGCACCCCACUCAAUUUUUGCUUGAUAACGGAAGAUGUGGAUUAAAUACUGUUAAACCGUAUGCUUGA